Messenger RNA from Poecilia reticulata (guppy), 1264 nucleotides. The record is from RefSeq and is a predicted model, not a curated record. Lineage: Eukaryota; Metazoa; Chordata; Actinopteri; Cyprinodontiformes; Poeciliidae.
AUACUCACUUUUUGCGCCACUGGUUACAGUUCCCCUCAUCAUCAUCAUCAUCAUCAUCAUCUGAGAAGGUUCACUAAUCGGAACCAGGUUCCUCAGCUGAAGGCUCCAUACAACCAGCGGUCCAAAGUUCGGUUCUGAUGAGGCUGAAGUGAGCGGAAGUCCGUAUAAGGUCAGGGCCGAGACAGUGAGCCAUCUGUCAGACUUUACGGGACAGCUCUGACCCCUCCGCCGCUCCGGAGGUAAUUGGACCCGCUGUUGCCAUGGUGACGGCGGAGAGGAGGUGUCAUCCGAUCUGGUCCCGUUAAAGUUCUGAUGGACUACCGGUUCUGUCGGGAUAGUCCUGGGCGCUGUUGGUCCCUGCGGUUCAGUUCGGGUUGAUGGAGUCCCCCCCACCCUGAUCUGGACCCCCACUCUUCCUCCUCUUCCUCCUCUUCCUCCGCCAUCACCAUGCCGAACCGACAGAAGCAGGUUCUGUUCUGCUCCGCCGGCCUCCUGAGCCUCUGCUGCGCCCUCUCGGCUGCCGUCGUCACCGGGCUGCCCUACUGGCUCCGCGGGGUCGUGCUCUGCCGAACCGGAGCCGAGCUCGUCAACGCCACCGGAGCCGAACUGGACCAGUUUCUGGGGGAGCUGAGCUACGGGCUGUUCCACGGGGAGAGGGUGAAGCAGUGCGGCCUGGGGGGCAGACCGUCCCGGUUCUCAUUUAAACCAACAUGGCAUUUAGCUAAAGCUAACGCUAAAGCGCUAAAUUCAGCCACGUUAAUGUCGACGAUGCGCCAGCGACACAACGUCGUAUCGGUCGUUUGUGUGACCAGCUGCCUGGUUCUGAUCCUGUUUGCCUCUGAGGUGAAGAUCCACCGCCUCUCUGAGCUCAUCUCCAACUACAGGGAGGAGAACUUUGUUUUCCAGACGCACUCGGAGCGCUACGACCGCUGCUUCUGGAUCUUCUUCCUCAUCCUCAUCCUCCACGGACUCAACCUGGUUCUGAUCCGGCUCACAGGGAUCCAGUUCCCGUUCCAGGGGAAGAAAGACGUGGAGCUGAGCGGCGGCGCGGCCGACCUCAUGUACUGAUGGACUCACUGUUGACCCGGAUAAUCACUGAUUAUUGAUCAGAACCUGAGUGAUUGGGUCGAAUCUUGAUGAUCCGACUGAUUCUUUAUAAAUUCUGUUUAUAACUGUUUAUAACUGCUGUCCUUGUUUUAAGUCAAUAAUUCCUUAAUAUUGAUGUUUAUAAAAGAUGAUUCCACUGGCAGAUUAUUCCACUUAU